AUUCAACUUGGACCGACUUUUUGAGAUGCUCGAGGCCGAACGAAACUGGAAACCAAAAAAAAUAACUCCUACCGCUUCUAAUUUAUCCUGUGCACUGUUCGUUUCGACUGGGCAAGCAAGCAACUUGAAUGAUAAGCCUGCGGAGACUGGAGAAUGGAAAGUACGUACUCUGUCGACACAUGGAGCGCGUCAGUCAAGUCCUAGGAGCGCCAACGCACAAAUCACAAAACGCCUCCCCGAUUGAUGAAUUCGGACCGUCCCCUGUUCAUGCUGCUCCUCUCCUCUAGCAAGGAUAAGCAGGGAUAGGACUGGGAAGUGAUCGGGGAACUCUCCUGGAUCGUACAAGUACACUACGGAGACGCGUGGAAAAAGCGGUUCAUGUAAUUAAUGAUUUGCCUUGGAUGCUGGCGGCGGUUGCAUCUUUGUUGUAAAAUCCGCAUGAAAAUCCAA
Molecule: messenger RNA, 450 nt
Organism: Canariomyces notabilis
Lineage: Eukaryota; Fungi; Ascomycota; Sordariomycetes; Sordariales; Chaetomiaceae
Exons: 2
Coding region: 26-244 (72 amino acids)
Source: RefSeq, a predicted model, not a curated record